AUGGCAAAGUACACUAACGAACAAAUAAAACGAAUUUCAUCUCAAUUCAUAAGAGAAAGACACUGUACUGAAACAAAUGAGAUAGAACUUGAAACACUCUUAGGUCUCUUACUCUUUGCUGGCGUUAGAAAAAAUUGUCGACUGAAUGCUAAAGAUUUAUUCAAGACUGAUGGCUCGUCACCAGAGAUAUUUCGAUUGACCAUGGCCUGGAACCGUUUUUAUUUACUGUUACGGUGUCUUAGGUUUGACGACAAAGACACACGUGUUGUACGUGCUUCUGUUGAUAAACUAGCACCCAUCAGAGAGCUUUUUGAAAAAAUUAUAGAUGAAUUUAAAAAAUAUUACAGUUUGUCUCAGUUCGUCACAAUUGACGAAAAACCAGAAGCAUUUAGAGGUCGUUGUAACUUUAGGCAAUAUAUUCCAUCGAAGCCCAAUAAAUACGGUAUAAAAAUCUACGCUCUGACUGAUGCCAAAAUGUUUUAUACCCAAAAUAUGGAAGUUUACGUUGGACAACAGCCUGCAGGCGUAUAUAGACUUGAUAACUCGUCAUUGGCUUUGGUUUUGCGACUCAGUGAAGGUAUCUAUAAUACUGGCCGUUACAUCACAUGUGAUAAUUUCUUUACCAGUAUUCCCUUGAUAGAUAAACUUGAGUCAAAGAAGUUGACCGUGAUCGGCACACUUCGCAAGAAUAAAAGGGAACUGCCCAAACAGUUUACGGAGAUAAGAGGCCGAGAAGAAAAAUCCAGCUUAUUUGGGCACCGAGGCAAUUGUACACUUGUAUCUCAUGUGCCCAAAAAGGGCAAGAAUGUUUUACUUGUGUCUAGCAUGCAUGAUGAUGUUAAAAUCGAAAUCGAAACCGGUAAACCUGAAUUGAUAAUGGACUAUAAUGCGACAAAAGGUAGAGUUGAUACUGUCGACAAAAUGUGCGAAACCUAUAACGUUGCACGAGACAUAAACAGGUGGCCCAUGGUAAUUUUCUACAGUUUGAUGAAUGAAACGGGUAUAAAUUCGUAUGUUUUAUACCUGCAAAACAAUCCCAAUAAGAAAGUCAACCGUAGAACUUUUCUGGAAGCUUUAUCCUAUGACCUCAUAAAUUCGCAUCUCAGGAGACGGGCGGCCAACACGUUAUUGCCAAAAACUCUAAAGUUACGCCUCAAUGAAAUAUGUAAAUUAGAUGGUCCUGAGUCUGCAGCAACAUCUAAUAACAAUAAAAUCGGCCGUUGUGCAUUUUGCACGUCAAAAAAGAACCGUAAGACGCGUUAUAACUGCGUAAAAUGUAAAGUUUAUUUUUGUAUGGAACACGCGCUUAUGGUAUGCUCUGACUGCUAUAGUGAGACUUCUGCCUGA
This is a messenger RNA of Parnassius mnemosyne (clouded apollo), 1347 nucleotides long. The record is from the annotation of a GenBank genome assembly. Lineage: Eukaryota; Metazoa; Arthropoda; Insecta; Lepidoptera; Papilionidae.